CUGGGCGGGCGGCCCCGUCAGGCGGAGCGGAGGGGCGCUCGGUCACGGCGAGCGGGAUGGCGGCGGCGGGCGGUGCGGCCGCGGAGCCGGAGCCGGAGCCGCCUCGGCGGGGCCCGACGGAGGGCGAGGAGGCGGCGGCGGCCGAGCUGGCGGCCGAGCUGGCGGCACGGCGCAGCGCGGAGGCGCGGCGGCUGGUGCUGUCGCCGCGACGGCUGUGGGGCCCGCUGCCCGCCGGGCUGUCGCAAUGGUUCCCGGCGCUGGAGGUGCUGGACGUGAGCGGGACGGGGCUGGCGGAGCUGGGCGAGGAGCUGCUGGCCCUGCCGCGCCUGCACACGUUGCUGGCCAAGAACAACCGGCUGGGCGGGCCCGGCUCGCUGCCCAAGGCGCUGGGGCAGGCCCCGCUCAGCCGCUCCCUGCGCGUCCUCAACCUCAGCGGCAACCGCUUCGCCGAGCUGCCGCCCGCCCUGCUGGGCCUCCGCGGGCUGCAGAGCCUCAGCCUCGGCGGCAACCGCCUGCACGGCAUCCCGCCCGACAUCCAGGAGCUCCGCAGUUUGGAGUUUCUGUACCUUGGAGGGAAUUUCAUUACUUCAAUUCCACCUGAGUUAGCAAACCUGCCUUCUCUAAGCUCUCUAGUGCUAUGUGACAACAAGAUUCAGAGCAUUCCACCUCAGCUGGCACAGCUGCAUUCCCUGCGUUCCCUCAGCCUGCACAAUAACCUCCUGACUUACCUCCCUCGAGAGAUUCUUAACCUGGUUCACCUGGAGGAGCUGAGUUUGCGAGGGAACCCGCUGGUGGUUCGCUUCGUCCGCGACCUGACCUAUAACCCCCCAAGCCUUCAGGAGCUGGCAGGACGCACAAUUAAAACUCGCAAUGUUCCCUACGCUCCCAGUGAUCUCCCAGAGAAUCUUGUCCGCUACCUGAGCUUGGCCAGCAACUGUCCCAACCCCAAAUGUGGGGGUGUCUACUUUGACAGCUGUGUCAGACAAAUCAAGUUUGUUGACUUCUGUGGGAAGUACCGCAUCCCGCUGAUGCACUACCUGUGCUCCCCAGAGUGCUCCUCGCCCUGCAGCUCUGCCUCCCAGAGCUCCACUUCCCAGAGUGAGUCUGACUCCGAGGACGAAGCCAGCGUUGCUGCACGCAGGAUGCAGAAAGUCCUUCUGGGAUAACAGAGAACAAAACAGGAAGACCGGAAGGAAAAGUGUUUGAAAAGUAGUAACGGAACAGCAAAGCACGAGCCCUCGGCUGGAGGGGCUCACAAGAAACUUUCCUCAAGUCCUUGUAGAGGGCAGAGCACCUUAGCAAGCCUCACCUUGCUUGCUGCAGCGCUACUUAGGAGAACUAACUCAGUGGAUACUGCCUGUAGGGUACCUGGGGUUGUUAGAGAUGUCUGCUGUCUGGGUGACCCCCUCGUGCGGGCUGGGGAGGGGCUUUGUCCUGACCGGCAGGUCAAGAAGCGUUUAAUAUGUGACACUUCACAGGACUUCAGUCAUCCUGCAGAGCAAAGGAGGCUGGCCAGAUCUUUGAACACUGUGGUAAAUCAGGAACGGGCUAAUGAUGCCACAUGGGUAUGCAUGGAUCCCAGUGCUUCAUAUAGCAGUUUGAUUCUUUAUUGUCUCCUUCGAUUUCAGAUACAGAUCUUGAACCCAUCCACAAAAUAUGGGAGCUGGUUUUUGUUGUUGUUCAGGAGUAGAUUGUCCAAACUCUGGUUACUGCUCCUUUGCCUGGAGACGCAGGGUCUCUGUGCUGCUGCAGACAUUACAGCCAUAGAACUGAGCCGUCCUUUUUUUCUCCUUCAUUACACCAGGCUGCCCUUAGUGCUUCCUCCUAACAGUAUUCAUUUUUUUCCCCCUUCUGCCUCUUCCCAUUACACUUGGAGUGCUGCUUUUUUCCGAUGCUUUCAGAAGAUGGAUCAGUUGUUCUGUUGAGACUUGAUAUUAUCUCGGACCUGUGGCCACGUGUGCCUGUGCAUGGGACCAGAUGUGAUGCUCUCUAGCUUGGGUCUCAGCUUGCUGAAGCAAAUCUACUUUUAUAUCUCAAUUGCAGGAAAGGUCUUAAUUGACGUUUCCUGUCCUUAAGCAACCUUGUUCUUGUGCUGCAGCAGCUAGCUCUCCUAUGCUUGCUGCGGGGCUACCAUCUAUCUUUAAGCUCAUCUAUUUAAAGCAGAGAGCACCUUUGUGAAUUGGAAGUGCUGAGAGGCGUGCUGCAGAGAACGGUUUUUUGGAUUUAUUUUUUUUCUUAACACAGGAAAAGCCAGGAAGAAAAACAUAACGCACCUUGUCUGAGCAUCUUGCUGGGGCUGGUUUUGAAGCCCCUUCCUUAUUUGCGUUUGCUCUUGCUGUGGUAGAGGUGGCAGUGUGUUGAACUGUUCAAGUAACGCAUUCACUUAAGCUGUGUUCAGAGGAAAGGCACAGAAAAAUGUUCAGAAUUCUGAAGUAUAACACCUGUUGGUGUUUAGCUUAGUGAGAGCUGCCCGUCUCAGUACUUCCAGCAGACAGUCCUUUUGUUGCAGUCUCAGUACAGCAAAUCCAGCUGUGCCUUUGAACGCAUGAGCAGAGCAAAUAUUUCAUGUUAAGAAGCAAAAUGAACAAGCAUAACUUUACUUAACCCACUUUGGUCCUAAGGGGGUAAUUAAAAACCUGUGCUUCUCUCUCGCGUUUGGAAAACACAUGUGCCUGUUAGGAUAUCUUAUGGCAGCUCUGUGUUAAUGGUCCUGUUUAAUUAUGCUCGACACUUUAUUAAAGCACUUUGAUAAUUCUACUCUUUGUAACUAGCUUUAGUGAUUUAUUUUUUUGUAAGCUAGAAUUUUCCUUUUAAUGCAACCUGACAAACAAGGUCUGUGAAACUUUAUACAUUCCAGUCUGUCUCAUUGUGCAGGUUUAACUUCUUGUCUUGCACUUCCUCGACAGUACUGACUGCUUCCCUGGUUUCCUUUGCAGAGAACUUGAAUUUAGAAGAAAUUAUCUGCUUAUUAACUAUUGCAACUUACUCUAAAUCCUGCAACCAGCAAGUAUAUGAGGAAUUGAAUCACGCAUGCUCUGUGCCUUUCCCAGUCAUUCUCACAAGUGUAUUUCUAAGACAGGUGCGUGUGCAAAGCAACUGGAUAUCACUUUAGGAAAUUGUGUGAGGUUUGCUUAGGAAGAAAAACCCACAGUUUUGACAAGAAAACAACUGCAUGCUGUCAUUGAAAUAGGGAUCGGUGAGUGGCCGAUGUCUCCUUCAUCUCUUCUUUCAGAUGCUUCUUCCUGUCCUGAUUAAAUCUUGUCAUAUGAAUGCUAAAGGACAGUAAGCUGACUGCAGAGCCACAGUUUUAAGCAUACUGCUGAUUUUAACAGUAGGGAGUAACUGCGUGAUCUGGAGCGUGGCUUUUUUGCCAGUUAAAGUGAAGCACGUAAGCUGAGGUUUCAAGAUCUUUUGAGCUCAGGGCCGUGGAGUACUGCCUGCCUUUCUUCUCUUGAGUAGCACCUCUCUUGAAGUGAUGUAUUUUUCACUUGACAAAGUUAGAUUUCACAGCCGCUUUGCUGCCACGGUUCCUGUUUGCACAGUAACACCUGUGUGUGUGACAGGCCAAGGCGAGUGGUGGCUGGUUCUCAUUUAGCUCCUUCCUCAGGUGCAUUUUCUUGCCUAACCAAACAAGCAGCCCAUCUCUACCCCAUUCUAAUAGUGCUCAUAGACUGAUCUGUUUUUGUAGCUGCUUUGCUGUAGCCAGGUCAAAAGUCGACAGCUUAUGCAAUGGAUAUCUAUACAUUUUAGACUUGACAAAAUGUCUCUUAAAAAAAAAAUAUAUAUAUAUAUAUAUAUGUAUUUGUGAAUAUAGCUAAUGAUUUUUCUUUGUGCUGCUGGGAUUUAAAGUGCAAUUCAAGUAAGUCAGAAUUUAAAACAAUCAGGGACUUGUAAGAGCUACGACUCGUUAGUCGUUUUCUUUUCCCCGUGGAGGUGGAUGUGAGAGCACCAGGGAUACAGGUCGCUACAUGCCGUGCCUAACGUACUGAGCCCCCCAGAUAGCAAGAUUUUCAGCAGUUUUAGCCCCCAAAGACUGGAAAAGGUACCGGACAAUAAAAUAGGUAAGCUGAAACUUGAAUAUUUGCUGAUGGAUGGUGGGUUCUUACCAUCCCUUCCUUGGAGGCCCUGGGAAGCGGGCAGUGGUUUUGCCAGUGCUCCGGCUUGUAGCUUUUUUUUUUUCUUUUUUUUUGCCAGUUUUAAAUGGUGCAUUUCAGUUGCUUCCGAUGCGCCUCUGGCUGCAGUCAUCUUCAGUCAGUGUUUUGGUAUCGUUCCCCUUGUUGCUACAGCAGCCCAGCAUGUCUGGCUUUUGAAAACGUUCUUAAACUGAGACACAAGUGUGCGGAGGAAAGUUGCUCAUUCCAUCUUCCCUGCAGGGUCUAGGGCCCUGCCGGCAUUGUUCCUCUGUCUCGCCAUCUCCUUGCCAAGGAGGGCCGAUGGUGUGCUUCUGAAUGCAGGUACUUAAUAGGAACAGUGGGAUCACGGGGAAAAGAAGCAAAAUAUCAACUUGACUGGGAGCAAUUUCUACAGUUGCCAGUUCUUUUAUGUUUGUUAUUCUUUAAUAAGAGGUGAGACUUGAGGAAGUCGGUAAUGAAUAUUUAAACGUACUCUGAAGUGGCCAGAUGCAGUUUUUCAUGGGCUUCUGUCCUGGUCAUUUUGAGUCUUUGAAAUCUUGUGUUGAAUUAUAAUGGGAGUAGGGGGGAGGGAGAGGAAAACCAGCUCCUUUUUGUUUCUUACCCUUGUUGGCAAUAAUGAAUGGAAGGAAUUUAAUCCAAUGAAAGUAAUGAAACUUAAUCCCCACACUGUGUCUUUGUUAACUAGUUCAAAGAACUAUUUUUAAUGCAUCUUAUUCACGCCAGGCAGAUGAAUUUCUGCCAUCGCCACCCCCCAGCUGAAGAUACUUCAAGUAGACUACUUCAGAAUGCACACUAAUGCAGCAGUAACUCUAUCUGGGAAGCUUCCAUUGAUUAUUUCAUUUGCCUGCCUGACUAGAGAAUUGGUCUUUUACUGACCUGAGCGUUAAGGCGAGAGAGGGUUCUCAUCAAGCCCUCUGGUUGAAUUUUUAUCGUGAGCGUUUGUUUCAGGAAGCCUUAAAGUGCCUUAUGUUUUUUUAAGAUGUAUUUUGCUAAAAACGUCUGGAUGUAGAAUAUCUCUAACAUUAUUUCAUUACGAGCUGUAAAACAAACUGUAAACACUAAAGCAAAAAUGUUAUUUCUA
Molecule: messenger RNA, 5214 nt
Organism: Gallus gallus (chicken)
Lineage: Eukaryota; Metazoa; Chordata; Aves; Galliformes; Phasianidae
Gene: LRRC58
Product: leucine rich repeat containing 58
Exons: 4
Coding region: 57-1166 (369 amino acids)
Molecular function (GO): protein binding
Source: RefSeq, marked validated